This is a messenger RNA of Cryphonectria parasitica EP155, 700 nucleotides long. RefSeq lists its product as uncharacterized. The annotation marks the transcript as partial. The record is from RefSeq and is a predicted model, not a curated record. NCBI's taxonomy places the organism in Eukaryota, Fungi, Ascomycota, Sordariomycetes, Diaporthales, Cryphonectriaceae. Gene Ontology annotation, cellular component: cytoplasm; EKC/KEOPS complex. The transcript has a single exon.
GUCUAUAUUAACAACAAUCCAACUACAAUUUUUUCUUCUUCCCUUGAUACCUGCCAGGGUCACAUUUUCAUUGUGAGACCAAAUCGUCUCAUCUGGCUGGGAGCUCUAGCCCUUUAGUGUUUUGUAGCAAAAAGGAAAGAAGAAGAAAAAGCAAAGGCUUUCCAGGCUCACCAUCAUCGCCGCCAGAAACGGCUCUCGAUUCGGGCUCAUCUUCCGACGUUCUCUUCUCCCCCCGUCCAGACCUAGACACCACCCGCACAGCCAUCAAAUAUGUCAGCCUUGACCAACCAUCCUCCCAAGAAACGACGGCUCCUCGCCCUAGGCUGCGAGGGCUCCGCCAACAAGCUCGGCAUAGGCAUAAUCUCACACCCAGCCCCCGACACCUCAUCCUUCACUCCCCAUCCCACCACCAACAACAAAAGAGACCACCCAAGAGACAAAGCCCAGCAGGAUGGCGCACAGGUCCUCUCCAACGUACGACACACCUACAACAGCCCGCCCGGCACGGGCUUUCUCCCCAAGGACACGGCGGCGCACCACCGGGCGCACUUUUGCGACGUUGCCCUCGAGGCCCUCCGCGUGGCUGGAGUGCGCAACCCGCGCGACGAGAUCGACUGCAUCGCCUACACCAAGGGCCCCGGGAUGGGCGGCCCGCUGACGUCGGUCGCGGUGGCGGCGCGCACCCUGGCGCUUCUGUGGG